This is a messenger RNA of Oxyura jamaicensis (ruddy duck), 2534 nucleotides long. RefSeq names its product phosphodiesterase 9A (gene PDE9A). Lineage: Eukaryota; Metazoa; Chordata; Aves; Anseriformes; Anatidae. Bases 189 to 1745 code for a protein of 518 amino acids. Gene Ontology annotation, molecular function: 3',5'-cyclic-GMP phosphodiesterase activity. The transcript is spliced from 18 exons. Gene Ontology annotation, biological process: cGMP catabolic process. The record is from RefSeq and is a predicted model, not a curated record.
AGACAGAGACACAGCAAAAUGCGUGCACGUUAGAGGAGGGACCUCCCCAGAAUGAGAGUGCAGUGGGACACAGAGGAGCAGGGACACCAAACUGCCAGGCAGCGGUGGCUCGGCUUGGUGGGAUAAGCCUUGUUCUCCGCUCUUUUUGACGCUGGGAAAAGGCCCAGCAAAAGCCCGGCUGUAGCAAGAUGGGAUCUGCCUCCUCCACUUACCGGCCCAAGUGUAUUUAUUUGGAUAUUGAUGGAAGAAUUCAAAAGGUGAUCUUCAGUAAAUACUGCAACUCCAGAGAUAUUAUGGACCUCUUCUGCAUCGCAACAGGGUUACCAAGAAACACAACCAUCUCCCUCUUGACAGCAGACAAUUGCAUGGUAUCCAUUGACCCGACGAUGCCAGCAAACUCGGAGAGGUCUCCCUACAAAGUGAUACCUGUUGCCACUGGGCAGCUUUCAGAUAAAGAAGAAUUGUUCCAGAAUUUAUUGGGACAGAUUGCUGAGCAGUUCUCAAGGGUUUUUAAAAUCAAUGAACUGAAAACGGAAGUAGCUAAUCACUUGGCAAUGCUGGAGAAAAAGGUUGAAUUGGAAGGCCUGAAAGUGGUGGAGAUUGAGAAAUGCAAGAGCGACAUUAAAAAGAUGAGGGAGGAAAUGGCAGCGAGAAGCAGCAGGACUACCUGUCCCUGCAAGUACAGCUUUUUGGAUGAAAACAAGAGGCUGACUCCCCGGCGGGAUGUACCAUCCUACCCAAAGUACAUGCUGUCCCAGGAGACCAUCGAAGCACUUCGGAAACCAACGUUUGACGUCUGGCUGUGGGAGCCCAACGAGAUGCUGAGUUGUUUGGAACACAUGUACCAUGAUCUUGGGCUGGUGAAAGACUUCAACAUCAAUCCUAUCACGUUAAAGAGGUGGUUGCUGUGCAUUCAUGACAACUACAGAAACAACCCCUUCCACAAUUUCCGGCACUGCUUCUGCGUGACCCAGAUGAUGUACAGCAUGAUCUCGCUCUGCAGCCUCCAGGAAAAAUUUUCCCAAAUUGACAUCUUGAUUCUCAUGACUGCAGCAGUAUGCCACGACUUGGACCAUCCGGGCUAUAACAAUACCUAUCAGAUAAAUGCACGAACGGAGCUGGCAGUACGCUACAAUGACAUCUCCCCACUGGAGAACCAUCACUGUGCUGUGGCUUUCCAGAUCAUUUCCCAGCCGGAAUAUAACAUUUUCUCCAAUGUCGACCAGGACCAAUUCAAGCAGAUAAGACAGGGGAUAAUUACAUUGAUCCUGGCUACAGACAUGGCGAGACAUGCAGAAAUACUGGACUCUUUCAAGGAAAAAAUGGAAAAUUUUGAUUACUCAAAUGAAGAACACAUGACCUGUCUGAAGAUGAUACUGAUAAAAUGCUGCGAUAUCUCCAAUGAGGUCCGCCCGAUGGAAGUUGCAGAGCCCUGGGUAGAUUGCUUGCUAGAGGAAUAUUUUAUGCAGAGUGACCGAGAAAAAUCGGAGGGGCUUCCCGUGGCGCCUUUCAUGGACCGCGAUAAAGUGACCAAGCCAACGGCGCAGAUCGGCUUCCUGAAGUUCGUUCUCAUCCCCAUGUUCGAGACGGUAACAAAGCUAUUCCCAGAAGUGGAGGAGGUGAUGCUCCAGCCCCUCUGGGAAUCCAGGGACCGCUAUGAGGAAUUAAAACAGAUAGAUGAUGCUAUGAGAGAGUUGCAGCAGAAGAAAAGCGACAGUCUGACCACCGGCAGUACCGAGAAAUGAGAAGAGAAAGACUCUGAGCAAAACAUAACCCCUAAGGUUAUUUUCUUUCCGAGAAACACUGUAUUUGCCAACCAGACGUGGCGGCUACAUCAAAACCCAGCGGGGAUCACUCAGGAGGAGAGGUGGCCAGGAUGGAUGCCCUGCCCGCCCGCCCAGGCGCUGCCACCCCUGCGGACGCCGUGCAGGUUGCAGCACAGCUCCCGUCUGCAGCGGGUUUGCGUUUUUGGCCACCGCUGGGAAUAAGGCCCGCUGUCUUUAAGGGCAAAGUGGAGCUGAGAAAGGAGCUGUUUCUGGAAAAAUGAUCCACUGGCAUCCAAAAACAAAAGAAAAAGUUGUUUUAGUCAACAUACUGCAUAUAUGUGUACAGUGGUAUGCUAAUUACAGCAUAGCUUAACAGAUGCUUGUAUUCUGACAGGGGCCCUGGCAGAUAUUUUUGUUUGCCAAGUAGGCCCUAAUGACACAUUUCUCUGUAUUAUUCUCUGAAUUUUAUAGUGUUCACAGUACAUUCAGAAGCCCAGCAAUUUUGCUUUUCUAUACUAGAAGUCAGAAAAAACCUUCAUGGGUUUGCGGGUUCGCUUUGUGGCCCUGUACAGCUGUCGUCAGGGGGUCCUUCAGCACAAGCAAAGGGGGGGGAGCACCACGCUGACACCACUGUGCGAGCAGAUUUUUAUCCUCGUGAAAGCAAAAAGCAACACCACCGACAAGAAGAACCUUCAAAGAUGUACAGAUUUUUUUUUUUUUUUUUUACUUUUAAACUGAUCUGCUAAAUAAUAUAUUCUUCUACAGAAA